Molecule: messenger RNA, 3837 nt
Organism: Condylura cristata (star-nosed mole)
Lineage: Eukaryota; Metazoa; Chordata; Mammalia; Eulipotyphla; Talpidae
Gene: TCP11L2
Product: t-complex 11, testis-specific-like 2
Exons: 9
Coding region: 30-1502 (490 amino acids)
Biological process (GO): signal transduction
Source: RefSeq, a predicted model, not a curated record
CUCCCGGACCCACACUCCAGUGACCCAAAAUGCCUUUCCAUGGCGAAAAGCAGUGUAUGGGCGAGGACCAGCCGAGUGACUCCGACUCAUCCCAGUUCUCCGAAAGCAUGGCUUCCCUCAGUGACUGCGAGUGCUCCAGGCAGAGUUUUACCAGCGACUCCUCCAGCAAAUCCAGCUCUCCUACAUCACCAAGCCCUCCCAGGGUGCUCACAUACGAUGAAGUAAUGGCCGUGGCGGGGAACUUGUUAGAUUUGAAUCUUGCUCAUGAAAUUGCUGUCAAUGAGAACUUCGAAGUGAAACAAACUCCCAUCCCUGAGAACAGCCUGUUUGGUCAAGUGAAGCACAUCGUCCACCAGGCCUUUUGGGACCUGUUGGAGUCAGAACUGAAUGCCGAGCCUCCCAAAUACGAAUAUGCCAUCAAACUGUUUGAAGAAAUCAGAGAGAUCCUCCUCUCGUUCCUGAUUAAUGGCGGCAACCGCCUUCGUGACCAGAUCUGUGAAGUUUUGGACACGGACCUCAUCAGGCAGCAAGCCGAGCACAGCGCCGUGGACAUCCAAGGCCUGGCCAACUACAUCAUCAGUACGAUGGGAAAGCUGUGUGCCCCCGUGCGGGAUGACGACAUCCGGGAGCUGAAGGUCACCGGCAAUAUCGUGGAGGUGCUGCGGCAAAUAUUUCACGUUCUGGACCUCAUGAAACUGGAUAUGGUCAAUUUCACAAUUCGGAGUAUUAGACCCCAUCUUCAAUACCAGUUGGUGGAUUAUGAGAGGACCAAGUUCCAGGAAAUUUUAGAAGAAACUCCAGGUGCUCUUAAAUAUACUACAGAGUGGAUAAAAGAAUCUCUCCAAGAAUUGCUCGCUCUCUCUGAGACUGCAUUAACCCCUGGAGUGGAAAAAACUACCAAACAGAGUGUCAGCCCUACAUCGGUGCUCAAUAACAGUUACUUGAAACUAUUACAGUGGGAUUGUCAGAAAAAAGUAUUUCCAGAGCCUUUCGUGGCUGCCCCCUCCUACAUGCUGCUGAUGGGUAAUGUGGUUACUAGGAGGACGGGCUUUGGGGUCAGACAAGCCGGGGUCUCAGCCCCAGGCACCUUUAACUUGAAAGAAGCCUUGAAUUCUAUCGGUGUUCAGACGUGUGUUGAGGUUAACAAGACCUUGAAGGAGAGAGGCUUACCUACUCUAAAUGCUGAGAUUCAAGCUAAUCUUCUAGGUCAAUUUUCAAGUAUUGAAGAGGAGGGCAAUCCUAUCUGGUCUUUGAUUGAUAAACGCAUCCAGCUGUACAUGAAAAGUGUCCUUUGUCUUCCAAGCCCUCAAAAAUGCAUGCCUCCCAUGCCCGGAGGCCUUGCCGUCAUCCAGCAGGAGCUAGAAGUGCUAGGCUCUCAGUACGCAAACAUUGUGAACCUCAACAAACAAGUAUAUGGACCAUUUUAUGCAAAUAUACUUCGAAAGCUGCUGUUCGGUGAGGAAGCCUUGGAGAAGGCAGACACUUCCUCUUCGGGGAACUAAAGAGGAACUGACAUUGACCCCGAGGCUGGGAACCCGGCGCUUCAGGACAGGCUGUCCCAUCGCUGCAGCUCAGACGUGGCAGCCGCAGCCCUGUGGUGGUGCAGCCCAAGUCUGUGUGAGCCAGUACCAUUUGCAUUACACAAGCCAAGCACAUGCUAUCAGCCCUAUUUCUGCGUCGUUUUCGAGGUCAAAAAUGGCAUUUAGUGGACAGAGAGCAAUUUGUACUUAAUUAUCUACAUAAUACUUAUAAAUGUUUUCUUAUGCACUUAUGUAUCUCACUUAUUCCUUCAACCUUUAAAGAGUUGUAUUUCCUCACUUGUUCCUUUCACAUCUAAUCAUCUUUGGUUUUGAUACAACUUCUUAAAGGGCUGAAAGCUGUGAGAUUAACUAAGGGGAUGACUGUCCUGAAUUAGAUGGUGUGACAUAAGCAUAAUUUUGUUUGAAAUGUACAAUGAAAUUUUAUUAUGGUGUGACGCACAUUAUAAGUCCUCAUUCAAAGAUGUACUCAAUCAUAUUUUAUAAUACCAAGGGCCAGUGUUUAGAAUUUUUUAAUGUACUAGGUACAUUUAAAACUAUAUGCAAAAUUUAGAUAAAACCUCCCUGUUCAUUUAAUGAAAUUAGAAACAGAUCCCUUCUAGAAUUUUAUUCUAGAGAAUGAUUUCUUUAUGCACCUUAACCUGCUCACCAAGAGAAACAAUUUUUACACACAUCUCUGAGUGAAUUUCUCAGGCCAUUAAUAAAGUUUUUAAGAGAUUUUUAAAUAUUUUAUGUAAACAGGCAGGACUGGUUUGUAUGGUUUAGUUGUAAGAUGGGAAGGUAAUGAUAACUUGAGGGCCCCAGGAGAUCCCUGUUCUCAGUGAAGUUCACAUCUGAAAAAGAGACAGACUCUGACAUCUUUAAGCAUAUAAGUUAACAGCAAAUGCAUUCUGUGCUGAUUAAAUUCUUACCCUGCUGUGACCACGUUGCUUUCCUGAAUGUCCUCGUGAUUUGCCAUUCUUGAGUAUUAAAUCUAACUCCACCAAGCUGGUGUUGGUUGUUAUGGAAACUUAGAGAAACCUGCUUCACCUCGAAUUGUGUGUCUUCUGAAGUGUUAAGAGAAGCACUACAAUUUGGUGGACAAUUUGGUCUAGAAAGUGCUUUAUGUGAACAAUAAUUUCCGUUGUUUUCUAAGGACGCAUUGAACUUUAGUUUGGUGGGGAGGGGUGGGGAAGUGGAAGGAGUAUUUCUUCCUUCCUGCCUCUUUUCCUUGCCACGCCCUUCACCAUGAUGGUGCUACUCAAUUGUUUGAUAGUGCUAGGAAAGGAUUAUACAGAUCAAAUAUCUGCAAUCUUCACAUUUUGGAGGCUUUGCCAAAACUUGAGGAAACUGCAAGUCCACUCUUUUCCACAGUGACUCACACCUAAUACAUUUUGCCACUCUUGAGCCACUGUGUGUGAGAGGCAUUAAACAAAGAGCACUAGAUCUCCCCACUUUUUCCUCUUCUUGUAUUUCUGUCUUUUGCAUGUUUUCCUGUGCUUAGGAAUCUUAAGGUACUGAAGGUUUUUGCUUUCUUCUUCUCUUUAAUUGAAGUCAUUUCCAGCUACCUUUACCUUGGGGGCCACAGAGGACAGGGAGGGGCUGACGUCAAAAAGUAACGUGUAGCCUGGCUUCUUGUUGCUUCUGAGGGGACCCAGACGCUUAACAGGAUUACCAGAUAGUAGUGGCUUCCCAUUAUCAGCUUGGAAUCCGGCUGGCAUACAAACAGAAUCGAUCACACUGAGCUGCCAACAGGAAAACAAUGUCUAAACCUUUAAUUUUUAAUGAAGGGCAUUCUGCUUUUUUAUUUUUUUUUUGAAGUGACAAAAUAAAUCUCAAUGUCUCAAGUCUGGAGUUAGGCAACUACAUUUAUAAGAUUUUAAACUCAUAUCCCUUAGCAUGUUUAUUUCAUUUUCUCUAAAUGUUUACUUCUACUUUUGAGGUUUUCUUAACAUGGUCUUGUUUUGUAAUGUCAAUUUUAAUAAAUAUCAUAAAUACAUUUGCUUUCUGCUAAAAAAUGUAUUAUCUCUACUGGGGAAAAUUUAAAACUCAUGUCAAGAUAGCCAUUGUCUAAACCACCUUUGGGUAGCUUGGUGCCACAGUCUUGUACAGUCUUCACUGUACUUGUUCUAGAAUGAUUCUUCUGUGGAUCAUCAGAGCCUGACAGACAUCAGGUCCUGCUCAUUCAUUCAAUCAACAAACAUUUACUGAGCAUGUACUAUGUGGACCCUAGGUCUUGUGAUGCUCACAUGACUGAACGCGGUCUUCAAAAAGUUCAUGACCUGGUAAGGAGGACAAACUUAUAAACAAUGACAGUGUA